AUGUCGAAAAUCACAGUCGCUAAUGUCCGGACGCAAGUCCAGGAGCUCCUGGAGUACUCCAAUGAGACCAAGAAGCGCAACUUCCUCGAGACGGUCGAGCUCCAGAUCGGCCUGAAGAACUAUGAUCCCCAGCGUGACAAGCGUUUCUCGGGCACCAUCAAGCUGCCGUCAAUUCCCCGCCCGAACAUGUCCAUCUGCAUCUUCGGUGAUCAGCACGAUCUCGACCGAGCCAAGCACGGUGGUGUCGAUUCCAUGUCGGCCGACGACUUGAAGAAGCUGAACAAGAACAAGAAGCUCGUCAAGAAGCUGGCCCGCAAGUACGACGCCUUCGUCGCCUCCGAGGCCCUCAUCAAGCAGAUCCCCCGUAUCCUGGGUCCUGGUCUGUCCAAGGCCGGCAAGUUCCCGACCCCCGUCUCGCACGCCGAUGACUUGACUGGCAAGAUCAACGAGGUCAAGUCCACCAUCAAGUUCCAGCUCAAGAAGGUUCUCUGCAUGGGUGUCGCCGUCGGCAACGUGGCCAUGGAGACGGAGCAACUCAUUGGCAACAUCAUGCUGGCCAUCAACUACCUGGUUUCUCUGCUGAAGAAGGGCUGGCAAAACGUUGGCAGCUUGACCAUCAAGGCCAGCAUGUCGCCCCCUAAGCGUCUGUAUUAA
Hirsutella rhossiliensis is the source of this 654-nucleotide messenger RNA. RefSeq names its product ribosomal protein l1p/L10e family domain-containing protein. Lineage: Eukaryota; Fungi; Ascomycota; Sordariomycetes; Hypocreales; Ophiocordycipitaceae. The transcript has 4 exons. Gene Ontology annotation, biological process: translation. Gene Ontology annotation, cellular component: large ribosomal subunit. Bases 1 to 654 code for a protein of 217 amino acids. Gene Ontology annotation, molecular function: structural constituent of ribosome; RNA binding. The record is from RefSeq and is a predicted model, not a curated record.